AUGGCUUCUGGACUCCAGACCGAGAGGUGGACCGAGGAGAUUAUUUGCCCGAUUUGUCUGGAAUUCUUCACUGAUCCUGUUAGCCUGGACUGUGGCCAAAACUACUGUCACUCGUGUAUCACCCGGAGCUGGGAAAAGCAGGAGACAAACCGCUGUGCUGUUUGUCAGGAGACUUUGGCAGAAAAGAACCUCAGGGUUAAUCGGGCCCUGGCGAGUCUAGCAGAGAGAGCUCGGAAAUUCAGCCUGACCCCGACACAGACGGAAAUUAACCUUCAGUGUGAGAAACACCGGGAGGAAUUGAAGCUGUUAUGUGAAUCUGACAAGAAAUUGUUGUGUUUAGUUUGCAGAGAUGCGCGAGAACACAGGGAUCACAGAUUCCUGCCCAUUGAGGAAGCUGUUGAAAUCUACAAGGAUCAAGUGAAAUCCUCCUUAGCUUCUCUCGCACAGAUGAAGGAAACUGCUCUACAAGCUGAAGCCAAACAGAAUCAAAAUAUUUCACAACUAAAGGAACAGGCGAGCAGUCUGCAGACCCAAGUCAAAAACGAUUUUGCUAAAAUACACCAGAUCCUGACUGACAGAGAGCAGCGGGUAAUGAUAGAUCUCAGACAGCGAGAGGAGGAGAUUUUACAACGGAUGGAGACAAACCUGCGAGAGAUUCGGAGCAAUUUAGAUUCAGUUCAACAAGAAAUCUCAGAGUUACAGACACAGAUGAAAAGAGACGGGCCGAUCUUUUUGCAGAUCCCCUCUGUUCACCACAGUACUCAGUGCUCACAGACACAGCCCAGAACCAAAGACACUGAAAGGAUAUCCACACAGGAGCCCUGCCCUCACCAUGUGGCCAGGACUCAGGCCCUCCUCACUGAAGCGCCAGAGCUGCAGGAUCAUAAUCUGGGAGAUUGUGAAGUGAAGCAAAUGUGCAAGGAUCUGAGGAACCUGGAGUGUAAAAUACCGAGUCUAUGGCUGAGCGACAUCGAUCUGACAACUGGUAGCACCGAGGACUUGACCUCCGAUCUCAAAUCCCACCCUCUCCCGAACCCAACACUCCCACCCACGCCCAACCCCGUUAUUCCCAACCUCGCCUGA
Messenger RNA from Callorhinchus milii (elephant shark), 1083 nucleotides. Its product is annotated as nuclear factor 7, brain-like. The record is from RefSeq and is a predicted model, not a curated record. NCBI's taxonomy places the organism in Eukaryota, Metazoa, Chordata, Chondrichthyes, Chimaeriformes, Callorhinchidae. Gene Ontology annotation, molecular function: zinc ion binding. The coding region runs from base 1 to 1083 and encodes 360 amino acids. The transcript is spliced from 7 exons.